Pogona vitticeps (central bearded dragon) is the source of this 1113-nucleotide messenger RNA. Lineage: Eukaryota; Metazoa; Chordata; Lepidosauria; Squamata; Agamidae. The record is from RefSeq and is a predicted model, not a curated record.
AUUAUCUGCACUGGUUGAUCUUAUCAGGAGAUGACAAGGAACAGGGGUUGGGGAGACCUAAUUAUUUGUGCCACUGUGGAUAACAGCAAAUUGACCUUGGAUAUUGAUAAUAACCGGAUUACAGCAGAUGAUUUCAAAUUGAAAUAUGAGACUGAGCUUGCCCUGUGCCAAAAUGUGGAAGCUGAUAUUAAUGGUUUACGGCAAGUCCUGGAUCAACUGACUCUUUGUAGGUCUGACCUGGAGACAGAACUUGAGUCUCUCCAGGAAGAGGUGUGCAGCCUCAGGAAGAACCAUGAGGAGGAAGUAAAGAGUCUGAAGAAGAACAAACCCAAUGGAGAUGUUAGUGUGGAAGUCAGUUCUGCCCCAGGACCAGACCUGAAGAAGGUCUUGGAAGAUCUGAGAAGAGAGUAUGAAGCCAUUAUUGAGAGCAACCGCAGCGAGGUUGUGCAGUGGUAUGAAUGUAAGAAGGAGGAAAUGCAUCGGGAGGCCUGUAACAGCAGCAAAGAGGAGGAAGAUUGUAAGAACAAACUAGCUGACCUGAAAAGCAAGAUGCAAACACUGGGAAUUGAACUGCAGGCUCAGAUUGACUUGAGGGACACCUUGCAGAACUCCUUGGCUGAGACCGAAUGUCGCUAUAGCAAAAACUUGGCUGAAAUACAGGAGAAAAUCUCCUGUGUGGAAAAGCAGCUGGGAGAGCUGAGGACAGAGAUAGAGAGCCAAAACCAAGAAUACAAACAUCUCCUGGAUGUCAAGUCUCACUUGGAACAGGAGAUCCAUACCUACCGCUGUCUGCUCGAGGGAGUACACCAUGAUAUUGCUGGUGAGAACAGUGCUACUUCAGGAGGAGGUGUGGCCAGAGUCUCUCACAUGCCCACUUCGUCUUCCGGGUCCCAUGGUUGCCUUAAAAGGGUGACACUGAUAGACUGUGAAGGAAAAUAGCAUCAUCUGCAGAUAUAUUUGCACAACGCUGUCCUCUAAAGUUUUGGGGUUCUUUACAGUAAGCAAAAAGAAUCUUCCUUCAAACUAUCAAAUAUAUGGACACCAAUAUAUAUAACUGAGGUUCUUCCAGCCUCACCUCCAUAUUUACUUCGAUAAAUGUAGGGUGUUGCCACU